Molecule: messenger RNA, 411 nt
Organism: Penicillium manginii
Lineage: Eukaryota; Fungi; Ascomycota; Eurotiomycetes; Eurotiales; Aspergillaceae
Product: Tetratricopeptide-like helical
Exons: 2
Coding region: 1-411 (136 amino acids)
Source: RefSeq, a predicted model, not a curated record
AUGACAUGGCCGAAGGAGGAGCCACAACUGCCGAUGGAAACAAAGGAUAAUGUGGAGACUAUGAAUGAAGACGAAACGAAAAACGAUAGCGGGGAUAUGAAAGUGCUUGUCGAGCCUACAAAAAAAGGAUGUCCUAUUGAGUACGGCUUAUGCAUAGUUGCCGUUCAUGGUCUUGGAGCUGAUCCAGAAGACACCUGGGUCCACAAACCUAGUAUGGUCGACUGGCUACAAAACAAAGACAUGCUUCCAAAAAAGGUCCCAAAUGCCCGCAUCAUAAGAUUUGGGUACCCUGCCAAAUGGUUUGGUAACUCCAACGAAGAACAUACCAAAGUCUUCGUGAGUGUUGUGAGUGAAAGAUUGCUCAUACUUCUAGAGAUGCUCCGAAAGGUACCCGUUGCCUCAUUCUUUUGA